GUGGUACUGUCUCGCCAGAUAUGGCCUGGACUCCGAAAAGAAGGUAAUUGGUGACCAUUUGUAAAGCUGGAACUUUAAGAAUUAUAAGUCUUUCAGUUGUCUCCACUUUGUUACUGAAGUUGAGAGAGGCCAUUAUACACUUCUCAUCGUGCAAAUGCCUCGUUGGUGUCCCGAAUCGGUCAGCUGAAGUUGUCAAUCAUCCCAGAGGAUGGGCUCCUUGUUGUUAGUGUUGUUGAGGCUAGGGGCAUGCUGGAACAGGACAUGGGGCCUUGUGACUCUUAUGUUAAGGUUGGUAUGAUUCCAGGCAGUGAUCCUAAAGAGAGACAGAAGACUCAGGUGGUCCCUCACUGUAGGAACCCCAUCUUCUUGCAAACCUUUUACUUCAUUGUCAGUGAGAAGGAGCUUCAUAACAGACUGCUCUUCACAGUGUGGAACUCCAACUCCACCACAAGGAGGAGUGUGCUCCUGGGUUGCAUGAGUUUUGGUGUGCGCUCCCUUAUGGCAGACAAGGAGGUGCAAGGCUGGUACUACCUUCUUGGGGAGGAGCUGGGGAGGAAGAAGCAUCUGAAAGUGCCUGAACAUCAAAACUUCCACGCCUCUGAGGCUGUGCUGUCAAACCAUGGUGCUGCCCCCGAGACCAAUCGCCCCGAGAAUAUGCAAUGCUUAACAGUUACCAUCCUUCGAGGAAAGGAUGGAUAUGGCUUCACCAUCUGCUCUGACUCACCUGUGAGGGUCCAGGCUGUUGAUCCAGGCGGUCCAGCAGACCAGGCAGGGCUGCAGCAGCUGGACACCCUCCUGCAGCUAAAUGGCCAGCCAGUGGAGCAGUGGAAAUGUAUUGACCUGGCCCAUGCUAUCAGAAACAGCGCCAAUGAGAUCACCGUGGUGGUGUGGCGCACGGGCCCUUCAGCCAAGCCUAGUUUCGAGGGCCUCAUCCACCGACCCUCAUACAAGCCCUCCACCUCAAACUACGAUGCCCCGUCACCCCCCACUAGAAAGCGGGUACCAGAUCCUGGCAGCAGCAGCAAAACCCCCCCAGCUGUGCCUCCUCUACCAGCCCACCACCGCUCCGCCGCCAGCCGCAGACUGCUGGUCAACGGGUCAGAGGCCGGGGGUGGAAGUGGAAUGGGCGUAGGGGGCCUCGGGUGGGGGGCCCAGCUAGGGUCGGCCGAGGAGCUGGAUGGGAAACCCCGUGGGCACCUUCACCACCCCCCAACCGCCACACUGAAGGGCACCAGAGUGAAGGCCUCCAAUGGAGACAACUACAUCAUCCUGGCCCCUAUCAACCCUGGAAGCCAGAUUUUGAGGCCUGUCUACCAAGAUAACCAGGGCACGCUAGCUGCCAGGUUGUACCCCACACGACAGGCCAGUGUCCCACAGCCCCGUGGUGGUGGGGGUGCCUUUUCAGGAGGUGGUGGUGGUGGUGGUGGUGGUGGUGGUGUUGGUGGUGGUCUCUCCAGUCGCACUGCCUUCCUACGCCGGUCUGCCAACUCUAAGACAGCAAAGACGACCUCUGCCGCCUCUAAUGCCAACCCGCCCAGCUACCAACCGCACAAUGCCAACUUUGCCAACUACCAGAACUGCACCAUUGUCCGCUCACACACACCACAUGCCAACUACGGCUUUGUCAAAGUGGCACCCAAGAUCCUUAUCUUCCCUAUAUUUGUUCAGCCCCUUGACCUGUGCAGCCGAACUCUUAUCAUAUCUGAGGAGAUGAUACUACACGAGAGCAAGCACCACUCCCUCAAGGUGACAGUGUUUGUCUACACUGACCUGAUGCUGGUGACCAGGGAGGAUGAGCCAGGCCGGUGUAAUGUCCUUCAGAGCCCCCUGUACCUCCGACAGCUGCGACUCCAGGACGAUCAUGCUGAAGAACUCAGAUUCUAUCUCAUACACAUGACUGAGAAGUGCGAUUGCCUGCUCAGUCUGGAAGCCUACUCAGCCGACCAGAAGCGACGUGUGUGUCAGUGUCUGAAGGACAACAUUGACAAGCAGCUCCAGCUUCAGAGGAGGGAACCUCUCGCUCCACAUUUUGAACAGAUGUUGGAGCCUAAGGUGGAUGCGCCUUCAUGUGAGCUGGGCGGAGUAGGAGGAGAUCCAGGAGUUAUGGGCGGCCUCCACCUGCCCCCUCGUAGCUCAGAGGGUGAGGAAAGCAGCGUGUACCCCUCCAGCCCCUCAGAGCCCCCGACCCUGGGUAGCCCACACCCCUCCGAGCCGCUCACCCCGCUGGAGGAGAUCUACAUGCCCCUGGGUGGACUGGGGAGUUCUGAUGAGCCGCAUAAGGUGCCUCCCACACCACCCCCUUCCACCGAGGGAGAGGACAGCAAAAGUAUGGAAGGCAUGGAGAUGGAGAUCUGGAGAGAAGGGAAGAAUGAGGAGGAGAAGAGUAAGGAGUUUGGAGAAGAGGAGGAUUAUGAGGGCAGUAGGAAGAGUGUGGGGAGCGAAGGUAUGGAGAAAGAGGAAGGAGGAGAGGAGGAAGCGGAGGGGAACGAAGGUGAGCUGAGCCUGAAUUUGGUGGUGGCAAACACUGAUGAGGACAACGCCUCGGAGCCGCCUGACACCAAUGCGCCUCCUUCGUCCUCCUCCUCCUCAUUUGUCAUCCCCGAGCUGCGCCUGGACCGCUCCUUUAGUGCCGACGCCCUCUCCUCGCCCAACACCGAUGAAGAAGAGUACGAUGAAGAUGAAGACGACGAGUCUGAAGAGGAGGAUGAUGAAGACGACAGCGACGAUGCCUAUCUGCAGCGGAGCGACAGCAAGCGCCGCAGCAUGGUGGAGGGCGCCACCUGUGAAAAGCACGGAGGAGGGGGGCUAAGUGUGCAGAAUUCUCUCCGCAGGCGCACCCACAGCGAAGGGAGCCUCCUGCAGGACCCGCGCACCCCGUGUUUCACCUCCGACAAUGCCAUCAACUGCCUGGAGGUUGGAGGGGCGCACCACAAGGGUGGCUGGACACUCCCAUCACCCAAAACUCUGAAGAAAGAGCUCACCAAGAAUGGAGGCUCCAUGCAUCAGCUGUGUAUGCUGUUUUCUGGGAGAAAGCUGAGCACCGGAUCCCCCUGUAGCUGCGAGGUUGGCCCCGACGGGACCAAGAAGAAGAAAUCCAAGAACCUGGCCAAAGACAUGAAGAAUCGUCUGGCUUUCCUGCGGAGGAGGAAUGAAUCCCCAGGAAGCAACCCAGCCAGCAAGUUAGACAAAUCUAUGAAGUCAGUGAAGCCCACCCCAGAAGAAGCACUGAAGUGGGGGGACUCGCUUGACAAGCUGUUGGUUCACAAAUAUGGUCUGGCAGCGUUCAGAGCUUUCCUGCGCACCGAGUUCAGCGAGGAGAAUCUGGAAUUCUGGCUCGCAUGCGAGGAGUAUAAGAAGAUCAAGUCGCAAUCCAAGAUGGCCUCCAAAGCCAAGAAAAUAUUUGCAGAAUACAUUGCCAUCCAAUCUUGUAAAGAGGUAAACCUGGAUUCAUACACCAGAGAUCACACUAAGGACAACCUGCAGAAUGUGACGCGCUCCUGCUUCGACCUUGCACAGAGGAGGAUAUAUGGGCUGAUGGAGAAGGACUCAUACCCACGCUUCCUGCGCUCAGAACUCUACAUGGACUUAAUCAACCAAAAGAAAGCUAGCUCCACUUCCACCUCAUCUUCAUCAUAAGAGACCGGAGAAAGAUAAAAGGAGAAAUCUAGAGAGAGAUGACAACAAUGAAAGAGAAAAGAAAAAAAGGGGCAGAGACUUGAAAAAGACAUGGGGUCGGGGAGGGGGUGGGAGGGGUUAACAUCUUUGCCUUUUGUUUUUUUUUUUUUUCUUUUUUCUUGUUUCUGCCAUCCUGUCCACUAUGAUUUUUUGGUUGUUAUGGUGAGAGAGGAGACGGCAAGGCUAUGGCACUGCAAAGGAAUGUUGUUUACACAAUGACCAAGUGGAUAUGAUGAGGCCCACGAGCGAGCGCCGGAGCAGGAGCUGGACACUUGUCUGAUCACUGUCAGUUUCUUUUUCUUUUUUUUUUUUUGGUUGCAGUCUGUUGUCAGAAAAGUGACCAAUACACGUUUUUGUAUUUAAGUUCUUGUCCAGAUGUACUGGAGAAAAAAAGGGGGAGGGUGGGGGGUGGGGCUUAGAAAACCCUGAAGACAUGAAGACAGUCCGGUACUGUUUUAUCACUAUUUUCCUUUUUUUUUUUUUUUUCUUUUAAAACUCCCACUGUCACCGCUCCCUUUUCCUCCACCACGUCCUCUUUGAAUCAAAUUCAAAGCUGUUGGUACGACGUAAAAUCCCUUUUUGAAGUCCUCUUUUUCCUCAUAAAUGUUUUUUUUUUUUUUCAGCCUCCAAACUGUUUGAUAGAGGGGAGCAAUGAAAUAUUGGAGCUGAUGUCUGAAUGACUGGAUGAAAACUCACAUUUUGGUCGCAUUUCACACACUUUCUUGUCACAGAAGCACACACACACCGACACACGCAUGCACCUUUGCGUCCACUCAAGGCCCUUCUCCAAAGGGGUCCCACUUUACACCGUUCAUCCAAAGACUUGUGGGACGAAACCAUGAGAAUCAGAGGGAGACAAAAAGUGGAGACGGGUGGAGAACAAGACAUGUAUAAAUAGUGGAUGAACUGAAGCUGUGAUGAAACGCAGAUUAUGUGUCACUCUCACAUUAAAAGAUGUCAGAAAUGGGAAAAAAAAGAACUUUAUGCCUGUCUCAAAAGACUGUUUACAACAAGGAGAGAAAACACAAGGCAGAACAGGCUCGAAAAUGUUCCCUGCGGCCUAACAGCAUUUCCUUCAACAUUGUAGCUCAUUCUGGAGUGAACAAGGAAGCAUUCUCAGGACACUGAGGCACUCAACUAUGAAAGUUUUCCGCUUAGUUUAUCUUCUCACAGAUUUCCUUUUUUUCUACACAUUAAAUCUUUUUUUAUGUGUUAGGGUUCAGACCUGCACUCUAUAGGUAUACUGAGCAAUACUUGAGACAUUGCUCGUUUCAUUGACAUAAUGUAGAAAAUAACUCGUCACAUUGUACAAAGUUUGCCUAUUUAUUUAGAUUAACUCGCUGGAUGCUUUUACCCCCACCUUCGCCUCCUCCAAAGCACUCAGCUGAAAAGCUCUCGCUUCCCUUUUAACCACCAAACAGGUCCAAUGUUGUCCUGAACUUUAAGUGCAAUAUGUUUUGUUUUUUUUUUUAAUUUUGACUUUUUUGUUUUGUUCAUUUAUUUGGAUAGUUUUCGAUUUUUAUGGGGAAGACAAAUGGCUUGAGCUCUGUAUUAACUUUAUUUGUUGAGAAAAAAAAAAACAAACAAACUUAGAGCUAUAAGGUUGACUUACAAGUUAAACUUAAAGAACCAUGAGUAGUUUCAUGAAUUUUAAGUCAUUCUAACUGUGCGUAUACCCCGGCAGCAGGCAGCCGGGGGCAUUAUGGUUGUAAAUAUAAUUCUUUAAGAAAACUAUGUGAAAAAGAUGUUUAAAAAACACACACAAAAAAAACAAUAGGUCUCUGCAGCUGAUGAAUGUGGGACCUUGCUGUAUCUAUGUAAAUAUGAGAGACUCAAAGCUAUAAUAUGACAUGUAUUGUUAUAAAAAGAAAAAAACAAAAUAGGUGAGCAGGGGCAGGAACAGUCUGCCCUUUUCCCUGGUCAUACACUGCUUGUAAGGAGUUUUACGAAAUGCAUUUUAUCAUUUUCACUGUUUACAAUUCAAAACGCAUCUCCUAUGAUAGCAAGUGAAAAAAACAGUAGAGUACAUUUGGUGUCAUUGCUAACGAUAAAUAAAACAACCGACUGGUGAAAUAA
Myripristis murdjan (pinecone soldierfish) is the source of this 5751-nucleotide messenger RNA. RefSeq names its product regulator of G protein signaling 3a (gene rgs3a). Gene Ontology annotation, cellular component: plasma membrane; nucleus. Bases 247 to 3636 code for a protein of 1129 amino acids. The record is from RefSeq and is a predicted model, not a curated record. The transcript is spliced from 23 exons. Gene Ontology annotation, molecular function: protein binding. NCBI's taxonomy places the organism in Eukaryota, Metazoa, Chordata, Actinopteri, Holocentriformes, Holocentridae.